AUGACAACCCCAUCCAAAGUCACCGAGCACGAGCACGCCCGGCUCCAGAAUGACUACGGCGCCGAUUACUGGGUUCGCAAGUCUGCCACAGAACAUCGUCGCCCUACGGCCGGACGAGGCCUCUUUGCCGGGCUCCAAGAUACCAAGCACUACAAUGUCGAGAGCGGCUGGGCGAGACGCAAGUCUGGGGAUUCUCAAACUGGUCUUUUGGGCUCGCUGUGGAGUCGACUCACCGGUAGUGCUUAG
Penicillium soppii is the source of this 246-nucleotide messenger RNA. RefSeq lists its product as uncharacterized. NCBI's taxonomy places the organism in Eukaryota, Fungi, Ascomycota, Eurotiomycetes, Eurotiales, Aspergillaceae. The transcript has 3 exons. Bases 1 to 246 code for a protein of 81 amino acids. The record is from RefSeq and is a predicted model, not a curated record.